AUGGCAGCAGCAGUCGUAGAGAAAGUCAUCAACACCACCAUGGGCGAUGCCAAACAACGACAAAUGGAAGGUUAUCGAUUGGAGGAAAACUCCAAGACUCCGUUGACAACAUACUUUGGAGCAAAGGUUGAAAACACGGACAUUGCCCUUCGAGCUGGAUCAAGAGGACCGACGGUUCUUGAAGACUUUCACAAUCGAGAAAAGAUUAGCCAUUUCGAUCACGAGCGUAUCCCUGAACGUGUUGUCCACGCUCGCGGUGCGGGAGCGUUUGGUGAAUUCAAAUUGCACACGGCUUUGACCGGCAUCACCACAGCCAAGAUUCUCACCGACACUUCGAAGAUCACGCCUGCAUAUGUGAGAUUCUCCACCGUCAACGGCUCGAGAGGAAGUGCAGAUAGUGUAAGAGAUCCCAGAGGCUUUGCAUCAAGGCUGUAUACUGAGGAAGGCAACUGGGACAUUGUCGGAAACAACAUUCCUGUAUUCUUCAUCCAGGACGCCAUAAAAUUCCCGGACCUCGUCCAUGCUGUCAAGCCAGAGCCACACAACGAGAUUCCUCAGGCUCAGACUGCCCAUGAUAACGCAUGGGACUUUAUGUCUCUCCACCCUCAAUCCACGCACAUGCAACAAUGGGUCUUGUCGGAUCGAGCGAUUCCUCGAUCGUUCCGCCACAUGCAAGGCUUCGGUGUGCACACUUUCCGCCUUCUCGAUGCCGACGGUAAGAGCACGUUUGUCAAGUUUCAUUGGACACCUCAUCUCGGAACCCACAGUCUCGUCUGGGACGAGGCGUUGAAGCUCGCCGGACAAGAUCCUGACUUCCAUCGACGGGAUCUUUACGACGCUAUCGAAGCGGGCUCAUACCCAAAGUGGGAGCUCGGGGUACAGCUUGUCAAGGAGGAAGACGAGCACAACUUUGACUUUGACCUGCUUGACUCAACCAAGAUCAUUCCCGAGGACCUCGUUCCCGUCAAGAACAUCGGCACCUUGACUCUCAACCGCAACCCGGAUGACUACUUCACUGAAGUCGAAGAAGUCGCCUUUUGCACCUCACACAUUGUCCCAGGAAUGGACUUCUCGUCCGAUCCUUUGCUGGCCGGUCGAAACUUCUCGUACUUUGACACGCAGAUCAGUCGGAUUGGUGUCAACUUCCCUGACAUUCCCGUUAAUAAGCCGGUCUGUCCUUUUGCAACCAACCUUUCGGACGGCCACAUGCAGACGCAGAGCAAGAAGAAUCGCACGCGUUACCACCCAAACCGACACGAUGCACUGCCUGUCACUGCACCUCAGCAUGGUGGUUUCCGACCAUAUGCCGAAGUGGUCAAUGGCAUCAAAGAGCGUAUGCACGGGCCAAAGUUCAAUGAAUUCAUCAACCAAGCCCAGCUCUUCUAUAAUUCGAUGAGCGAGACGGAACAGCAGCACAUCAUCAGCGCUGCGCAGUUCGAGCUGUCCAAGUGUUUCGAGACUCAGGUCCAGCAAGCCGCGGUGGAGCGAUUCAACAUGAUCAACCACGAGUUUGCCAAAGCCGUUGCGGAAUCUUUGACGAGUGUCACUGUGCCCGCCCCAGCCAAGUACCACAAUCAAAAGUCGGCAUUCUUGUCACAGGUCAACGGCAAGAGUCAGACCUUCACCGCGGAAGGCCGGAAGGUUGGCGUCUACGUCAUGGAAGGCUUUGAAUACUCUCAGAUCGCCGCCAUCUCAGCAGCUAUGCAGGCCGUGCCCAUGAUGGUCAAAUAUGUUGGACCCGGGACAGGACCCGUCAAGUCAUCCUCCGGCGAGACCGUUACUGCCGAGUUUACAUUUGAGAACUCUCGAUCAACGUACUUUGAUGCUGUCUUGUUCGUUGGUUCUCCAGCGUCGGACCAAUCCUACCUCAAAUCUGCAAAGAAUGGUCGAUUGAUCCACGCUGCGAGAGAAGCAUUCAUGCACCAAAAGACAGUUGGAGCGACGGGCAAUAUGGUUGGCUGGCUCGCGACCAUGUGUCUACCCGGGGAUGUUCAAGUCAGCCAGGACGUACAGGACCAGACGGGAGUUGUGACAGCUGUGAAUGUCGGCUCUGGUGCUCAGUUCGCAAAGACUUUCAUCGACGGCGUUGCGAAGCAUCGUGUAUGGGAGAGAGACGUCUCGCAUAUCGCCGCAUGA
This is a messenger RNA of Kockovaella imperatae, 2136 nucleotides long. RefSeq names its product catalase-like domain-containing protein. Gene Ontology annotation, cellular component: cytosol. Gene Ontology annotation, biological process: hydrogen peroxide catabolic process; response to oxidative stress. Bases 1 to 2136 code for a protein of 711 amino acids. The record is from RefSeq and is a predicted model, not a curated record. Lineage: Eukaryota; Fungi; Basidiomycota; Tremellomycetes; Tremellales; Cuniculitremaceae. Gene Ontology annotation, molecular function: heme binding; catalase activity. The transcript is spliced from 14 exons.